AUGAGUUCCCCCGACCCCCAUCCCGCUAGUGGCGACCGUCCGGCGUCGAGAGAUUCACCCGCUAUAUGGCAUCCGGCGAGAGAAUGGCUUGAAGAGGAUGAGGAAGAUGAUAUGGACUAUGAACCUGAGACUGAAAUUUCAGAGCAUUCAGAGGACAGACCCCACCCGGAUGAGGACCAUUUCAUCGACGAGGACGACGAGGACGGCUUCUACGGCGUUCAUCUAAAUUAUCUCGACCCUGAAUUACAUCUAGGUAACAUACAUAUUGAAUUCUCCAUGGACGAAGGAAAUUUGGAACAGUCUGGAGAAGCGGCGGGUCAGGCCGGUGGCAGGCAUUCCCGAGCAGUUUCCGCCACCCGGUUGUUGAAUCUACUAGCAUCAAACGGCCUGCGACAUAUUCUUCAGUAUAGUCGGGCUGGCGGCCAAAUGGAUGACGAUGAUGAAGAUGAAGACGAGGAGCUUGCUGGUUUUUUUGGAUUUAGGCGACGAGCACGACGGGGUGGAGGUGAUCCGGCACCCCAAGUACCCAGCGAAGAAGGGGCGAAGUUGAUGGCUUCUGGCGACUUUGGAAGCAAUUCAUAUUAUACGGAUGAGUUGAAAAAGAGGAGGAAAAGCCUUGCGACGAGGACGAUGUGGCGGGAACUAGGUAUUGAUCUGUCUGGUCCGAGGCAGGAGGUGCAGGCGAUUACUCAAGGUCUUAUACCUGGUUCAGUUGCCGACAAGAUCAUUCACUUCGACUCAAGGUGCUACUCGGGACAAUUUUCCGAUGAUGGCAACUUUUUCUUCUCCUGUUCGCAGGACUUCAGGGUUAGGAUGUAUGAUACGUCUAACCCGUACGAAUGGAAAUAUUACAAAACCGUGACCUACCCUUUUGGCCAGUGGACCAUCACCGAUGCCACCCUGAGUCCAGACAACAGAUUUCUAGCGUAUACUUCCAUACGGAACCUUGUUUGUCUUGCUCCUACAGAUCCACUUGAUUCCUCGGAGCCGUCGGUGCUAGAUCUUUCGUCCUCUCAUGGAAGACAAUUUGGUAUCUGGUCGGUUCGGUUUUCAGGUGACGGCCGUGAAAUAGUUGCAGGCACGUCCGAUAACUCGGUUAUUGUCUACGACCUUGAAACCCGGCAGUCAGUCCUACGCCUACGCAACCACGAAGAUGAUGUGAAUGCUGUUUGUUUUGGUGACAAGUCUUCCCCUCACAUUCUCUACUCCGGGUCCGAUGAUAGCACGCUACGAGUGUGGGACAGACGCUCAAUGGGUGACGGGCGUGAUGGUCGAUAUGUGCUUUCCAAUGGCAAGGACCAGAACAUGAAGCUCUGGGAUCUAAGGAAGAUGAUGACUACAGCGCGGUUCGAUACUAUUGAUGCCCAGGAUUACACCAGCGGCUUCGAUUACAGGUUCGAGCCAUACCCCGAAAACUACUACGAGGCGCAUCCACACGAUUGCUCCGUGGUCACAUUCCGAGGCCAUCGGGUCCUCAAAACCUUAAUACGAUGCCAUUUCUCGCCGCCAGACAGCACGAACUCCAGAUAUGUGUAUACUGGAAGUGAAGAUGGCAAAGUUUAUGUGUACAACUUGGAUGCAACCCUUGCCGGAACCAUCGACGUCGGUCAGGCAACGGUGGACACUCGACCGCAAGACCCCGACGUAACCAAUAGUGCAUAUGACUUCAGCAGCCGCGCUGGCGAUUUGGCAUGGCAAACAUGUGUCCGAGACGCAAGCUGGCAUCCCAACGCCCCUGUGCUAGCCGCAACGUCAUGGAAUGGCUGGGGCCUUUCGACCGGCACCUGCACCGUCCAUUCUUGGAAUGGCGGCGCCGCCGAGGACGAGGGGACUCCGCCGGUCUCCAAAAAUUACGAUUGCCGGCUGAAAUCCGUGCUCGAAUAUGACCAGUUCAAGGAAACAAUCCAUCACCUUCGAAGCCGACCCGUAUAUCGGCGGAGGUUAGAAGAUGACGAGUACGCGGGUGAAAUAUGGUGA
Messenger RNA from Aspergillus nomiae NRRL 13137, 1977 nucleotides. RefSeq names its product WD40 repeat domain-containing protein. The record is from RefSeq and is a predicted model, not a curated record. NCBI's taxonomy places the organism in Eukaryota, Fungi, Ascomycota, Eurotiomycetes, Eurotiales, Aspergillaceae. The transcript has 7 exons. Gene Ontology annotation, cellular component: Cul4-RING E3 ubiquitin ligase complex. Bases 1 to 1977 code for a protein of 658 amino acids. Gene Ontology annotation, biological process: proteasome-mediated ubiquitin-dependent protein catabolic process. Gene Ontology annotation, molecular function: protein binding.